Molecule: messenger RNA, 3641 nt
Organism: Passer montanus (Eurasian tree sparrow)
Lineage: Eukaryota; Metazoa; Chordata; Aves; Passeriformes; Passeridae
Gene: STK39
Product: serine/threonine kinase 39
Exons: 17
Coding region: 962-2230 (422 amino acids)
Biological process (GO): protein phosphorylation
Molecular function (GO): ATP binding; protein serine/threonine kinase activity
Source: RefSeq, a predicted model, not a curated record
AAAAGGGCAUUAUCCCAAGCGGAAAAAAGUAUCUAAGAGCUUUUAGUUGUUACAUGUAUCUUUUCUUGACUCUAAAUCACACUUCAUCACACUUCCUAAGGAUUUGUGAGGUUCUGUUCUUUUAGACAGCGCUAGAGCUUUCCUGCUCACAUACUGUAUUAGUUCUAAUUACUUUAAGUUCAUUCUGUAGCAGGAAGUAAGAUUUUGAACUAUACGGAUAUCUUAUGUUAUCAUUCUUCUUCUCAGAGCUCCAUAAGUCUUAAAAUGCAAAACAUUCAAAACAGGACUGAUAGGACUGAGACUGUACACAAAUAACUAGUCUCUAAAUUACUUCAUAGUAAGUAAAAUCCUGAUGCUAUCAUUGAAUACUUGACACUACUAAGAGUGUAGAAGAAAAAAAUCCAUACUAUUAUUAACAGCGGAGUUUCUUUUAAGCCCAGGUUGGUGUGCUUUUUAUUUUUUGUGGUUUUUUUUUUUGUUUUGUUAAACCUUGCACUGUAUAAUGGGAAACAUUAGAGACAUUUAAUCAUUAUUCUUAUUUGUUUAAAUCAUUUGGUGGUGGUUAGCCAAGGGGAGCAUUUUCAACUGUCCUCAGUCCUUCUCGGUGUCAUGAGCUAAGGCAGUGUCUGCACUGAAGUGACACGGUGCAGCUGUCCUACUCGUCCUGGAGAGGGCUACUCAUCAUGUGGUGACUUCAACACUUUGCAGGACUGCAGCACGAUCACGGAUGAAAGAAAAUGCUUUCCUCAUCUCUUCAGAUUCGAAUACAAGUCAUCUUGAGCAGCAGCAGCACACUCAGCAGUGACACUUCUAGUGAGCUGUGCCCCAGAUCAGCCUGUGUGCUUAUGCCAUCGGCCUAACAGGUAGCGGUGCUACAGCAGUUGUCCAGGCAGCGCUCUGCAAACCCAGGCAAGAACGUGUAGCAAUAAAGAGGAUCAACUUAGAAAAAUGCCAAACCAGUAUGGAUGAAUUACUUAAAGAAAUUCAAGCAAUGAGUCAGUGCAAUCACCCUAAUGUGGUGACCUAUUACACAUCUUUUGUGGUGAAGGAUGAACUGUGGCUGGUUAUGAAGCUAUUAAGUGGGGGUUCAAUGCUUGAUAUAAUAAAGUAUAUUGUCAACAGAGGAGAGCACAAAAAUGGUGUGCUUGAAGAACCCAUAAUAGCAACAAUUCUUAAAGAAGUUUUGGAGGGCUUAGAUUAUCUACACAGGAAUGGGCAAAUUCACAGAGAUUUGAAGGCUGGCAACAUUCUAUUGGGUGAGGAUGGCUCUGUACAAAUAGCAGAUUUUGGUGUUAGCGCGUUUUUAGCAACUGGAGGUGAUGUUACGCGUAACAAAGUAAGGAAAACAUUUGUUGGUACUCCCUGUUGGAUGGCCCCUGAAGUAAUGGAGCAGGUGCGAGGUUAUGACUUCAAGGCCGAUAUGUGGAGUUUUGGGAUAACAGCCAUUGAGUUAGCAACAGGAGCAGCACCUUAUCACAAAUACCCUCCUAUGAAAGUCUUAAUGCUAACGCUUCAAAAUGACCCUCCCACUUUAGAGACUGGUGUAGAGGACAAGGAGAUGAUGAAAAAGUAUGGCAAAUCCUUUAGAAAACUAAUCUCAUUAUGCCUUCAAAAAGAUCCUUCCAAAAGGCCCACAGCAGCAGAACUUUUAAAAUGCAAAUUUUUCCAGAAAGCCAAGAAUAGAGAAUACCUGAUUGAAAAGCUUCUCACUAGAACACCUAAUAUAGCACAAAGAGCAAAAAAGGUCAGACGAGUGCCAGGUUCCAGUGGUCACCUCCAUAAAACAGAAGAUGGGGACUGGGAGUGGAGUGAUGAUGAAAUGGAUGAGAAGAGUGAGGAAGGCAAAGCUGCUAUUUCUCAGGAAAAGUCACGAAGACUGAAAGAGGAGGAGAAUGCAGAGUCUCAGCCUGCUGUUAGUGAGGAAUACAGUGAAGUUCCAUGUGCGGUGAAUCUUGUCUUAAGAUUAAGGAACUCCAGGAAAGAACUUAAUGACAUACGGUUUGAGUUUACUCCAGGCAGAGACACAGCAGAUGGCGUUUCUCAGGAGCUCUUCUCUGCAGGCCUGGUUGAUGGCCAUGAUGUAGUUAUAGUUGCUGCUAACUUACAGAAGAUAGUAGAUGAUCCAAAGGCCUUGAAAACAUUGACUUUUAAGUUGGCCUCUGGCUGUGAUGGCACUGAGAUUCCUGAUGAAGUGAAACUGAUUGGUUUUGCUCAGUUAAGUGUCAGCUGAUGUCUGUCCCUUGACCCCAAGCCGAAUUGUGAGAUUGCGAAAAAGCCAGCUUAGAUACAAGGGAAAAUUAAUGCACCACACACUGAGUUCUGCUUCAUUAUCUAGCAAUUCACAAAGUCAGAACAAGCAAAGCCCACAGCUACACCGCUGCUGUUAACGUUCAAAAUGCUCCUAAAUGUCUCUUAGCAGUUGAUUUGGAUUGCCCCAAAGUGAAAAGCCUGUGGAAUUGCUCUCAGGUGGCUGUAUUUAUUGGUUAAAAAAGGAACUUUCUAUCAAGCUUACUUCUUUCAUAGACUUUGAGUGAUACUAUUUUACCUGUACUUGUGGUUGAUAAUACUGCCUCUGUUCUGUUACAUUUAGAAAUUAACAUACAUAUAAAAGUUUAGAAAUAUUAGCCAAACUUGAAUUCUAGUUUAAAAAAUGACUGUGAAUUUUAUUUUUCAUAUAUUUAUGCAUUACACAUACUAGUAAUAAGAAAAUUAUUUGACUUGAUUAUGUGCUAUUUGCAGUUAAUCUCCCACUAUUUAAAAAAGUUUCAGGUAUAUCUUUGAAGUAUUUGGUAACUUCUAGGGGUUUUUUGAAAUAAUUUGAUCCGGCAUUAGCAAGCUUUUGUUGGCUGUGUGUCAAAAAACCAGUCCACAAACUGAUCCUCAAGGGAGUGGGAGGUGCCUUGCAGAUAUUAAUGUUUUAAGAAUGUGCCUGAGGCUGCUUAUAUAAAUAAUCUCCAUUUUCUAGAAGUACCAUAUAUAUGGUACAAUAAAUAUAAAUAUAUAUAGUUAUCUGAGCGAGGAGGUGAUAUACAGUAGCAAAGGUGUUAGAGUAUUUUGACUAUGCUUUAUUGGGGAGUCUAUGAGCUAGAGCUACUGUGAACCGUUGUUAAGGUAGAAUGCUUACUGUGUCCAUCUCUGAUCUGACUUACCCUAAAUGAUAGAAACCAGUUGUAUACAAGCGAAUAAAAACUUGAAGAAUGGAACUGAAGCUUUAUUUGAAGUCCUGCUAAAUACCAAGGUGGAAUAAUAGGGCUUUGUGCAAUGAUCAAGUAAAACUAUUACAAAGAAAACACUUUGACCCAAGUAGUCCUCUGCUUAACCUGUGACAUAGAUGUUAUGGAGCUAGGGAACCUUAGAAAGACUUCCACAUUUGGAGACAUGUUUCUCAGAGGUUACACUUUAAACUACUUCCUAGUUAAUCCUAGAUAAGUGGCAGCUCUUUAAUGUACUGAAAAUGGCAAAUAUAUAUUGUUAAGAGAAGUUAUUUAUAAUGCCUUGUCAUAAUCGUUGAGGUGUUCUAGAACUAUUUGCAUUCGACUAAAUGUAAUCCCAUCCCAUCCUACUGUUUACAUGAUGAUUACUCCAAGAUGACUGCAAAGAUUAAAAAAAAUAAAAUUAAAAUAAAGAUGUAUUGCACAAAC